AUGGGCCAAUCAUCUUCCAUCGCUGAUUAUCCAACCAACCGAUUUUUAAUCUCACCCGAACCCUCAGACGAAAUCAAAAUGGAUCCUCUUAUAGACUACACGGAGGACAUACCAGACGAAUGUUUAGCUUGCAUCUUCCAACUCCUCAACGCCGGUGACCGCAAACGCUCCUCCCUUGUCUGCAAACGAUGGCUCCGCGUCGAUGGUCAAAGCCGCCGCCGCCUUUCUCUGAAUGCGCAAUCAGAGAUUUAUUCUUAUAUACCUUUAAUUUUUACUCGAUUCGAUUCGGUUGCUAAACUCUCUCUCCGCUGUGACCGGAAAUUCGUUAGCUUAAACGACGACGCGUUGCUAAUGAUUUCUAUCCGGUGCCAGAAUCUCACGCGACUCAAGCUCCGUGGAUGCCGUGAGGUGACUGAGUUAGGUAUGGCUAAUUUUGCUCAAAAUUGUAAGAACUUGACGAAAUUUUCGUGCGGUUCGUGCAAUUUUGGGGUUAAAGGACUUAAUUGGAUGUUAAAGUAUUGUACUACUCUUGAGGAGUUGACUAUUAAGCGGCUUAGAAGUGUCAAUGAUGGGAACGAUAUGAUCGUUCCCGGCUCAGCUGCAGCAAGUUUAAAAUCGAUUUGUUUGAAGGAGUUAGUUAAUGGCCAAUGCUUUGAACCGCUUGUGGUUGAAUGUAAGAAGCUUAAGACGUUGAAAGUGAUUCGUUGUUUAGGCGAUUGGGAUAAUGUGCUUGUAAAACUUGGGAAUGGAAAUGGGUUUUUGAAUGACCUUCAUUUAGAAAGGUUACAAGUGAGUGAUAUUGGACUUGGAGCGAUAUCGAAAUGUGUAAAUAUAGAUAGUUUGCAUAUUGUGAAGAAUCCUGAGUGUUCGGAUUUGGGGCUUGUUUCUGUGGCCGAGAAUUGCAAGAAGUUGAGGAAGCUUCAUAUUGAUGGGUGGAAGAUUAAUCGGAUUGGAGAUGAGGGUUUAAUCGCAGUAGCGAAGCAGUGUCCAGAUUUACAAGAGCUUGUUUUGAUUGGUGUUCAUGUUACCCAUUUGGGUAUGGCGGCAAUUGCUUCUAAUUGUCGGAGAUUGGAGCGAUUGGCGUUAUGUGGUAGUGGAGCUAUUGGUGAUGCGGAGAUUGCUUGCAUUGCAGCGAAAUGUGUGGAAUUAAAAAAGCUCUGUAUCAAGGGUUGUGCUAUUUCUGAUAUUGCAAUUGAAGCACUUGCUUGGGGAUGUCCGAAUUUGGUUAAGGUUAAGGUCAAGAAAUGCAGAGGAGUUAGCAGUGAAGUUGUGAAUUGGUUGUCGAGGCGCAAAGGGUCACUUGUUGUUAGUUUUGAUGCUGUUGAAAGUGAAGGGUUGGAUGCCAGUGGUAGUGAUCUUGGAGGUCAAGAAAGUGGCGUGGAAUUUCCGGUGAUGGGUGGCCAAGUAGUUGUUGGGGAUGGCCCUUCAGUUAGUACUGGGAGAUUGGCAUUGUUUAGGGCAAAGUUAGGGCUUUUUGCCAGUAGGAAUUUAGUGCCCUGUGCCUUCUACAGGUCGUCAAAGCAUGGGGAUAGCUCAGAUAGCAGUCUGUGA
Molecule: messenger RNA, 1551 nt
Organism: Dovyalis caffra
Lineage: Eukaryota; Viridiplantae; Streptophyta; Magnoliopsida; Malpighiales; Salicaceae
Source: the annotation of a GenBank genome assembly